CUCAAUUGGGAAUCAGCUCUAUCGAAAAACUAAACCUACGAGCAUAAUAGCAUAUUCGUGUUGUAAUAAUAUAAAGCAAAAAUGGAUGAAUUGACCACUGAGGAGCAGGACCUGUUCAAAAAAACCUUUAAGAUAUUGGACACGGAGAACGAAGGAGCCAUCACCUCGAAGGAAUUGGGACUGGUAAUUCGCGCAAUAGGUCGGCAGCCCAACGAAGCGGAGGUUCAGUCCUUGAUAAACGAGGUGGACUCCGAUGGAAAUGGAACCAUUUCGGCUGCCGAGUUUUACAAUGUGAUUCUGCGCAAGAUGCGUGACACAAGUAAGGAGGAGGAGCUGCGCGAUGCCUUUAGUGUUUUUGAUAAGGAGAACAAUGGGUACAUAUCCGCUACCGAGUUGAGGGCUGUCUUCAUGGCACUUGGCGAAAAAUUGGAAGACGACGAGCUGGAGGAGAUGAUACGCGAGUACGAUGUCGAUCAGGACAAUCACAUCAAUUUCGAGGAGUUUACCAACAUGAUGACCACGCGUUAGUCUACACGCACACGCCUACUAAAUUACAAACAUUUUGCA
Messenger RNA from Drosophila erecta, 567 nucleotides. RefSeq names its product neo-calmodulin. The record is from RefSeq and is a predicted model, not a curated record. The coding region runs from base 82 to 528 and encodes 148 amino acids. Gene Ontology annotation, molecular function: calcium ion binding. The transcript has a single exon. Lineage: Eukaryota; Metazoa; Arthropoda; Insecta; Diptera; Drosophilidae.